GCAGCCACGGCCAUGACCCUCGCCAGCAUCAUCGCGCCACGCUGGAUGGCCUUUUCCGCCGAAGGCCACGGCGCCCACGCCCACCCGGUCCACGUCUCGUACGGGCUGCACCAACGCUGCGACAGCGUGACGGGCGGCUGCGGCGCCUUCCCCCAGCACGCCGACUGCGUCGGCGACAACUGGUCCUUCUGCAGCAUGUGGCGCACAGUCGGGUUCCUGAUAUCGUUCGCAGUGAUUAUCGAGGCCGCGGCGCUGAUCGGCUACGCCGUCGUGCUGCUCGGCGGCAAGCAGAAGCGCGAUAAGGGCUACAAGGUCAUUUCGGGGCUGUUGGCGCUGGCGGCUGCGGUCCAGAUUGCCGGCAUGGCGGUUGUGGCCUUCCUCUACGACCACGACGAGCGCUUCUUCCCCCCCGGCUGGCACCUCGACAACUCCUGGAUCCUGUGCACAGUCAGCUGGAGCGUGCUAGUGAUGACGGUGUGCGGGCUCGUUGGCGCCGCUGUCGUGUUGCCAGAAGAGGGCGACUAUGAGCUCAUUCCCGAGGGGCGGAUGUAAAGGCGAGCAAAGCGAGCAAGAGAGCACGAAAGUAAAAGAGCAAAGCAAGCAAGAAAAAGGACAGACACCACCAAGCACGCGAUACUCCAAAGACGAAUAACCCAAGCAUACAUAUAGACGACGGAACGACCCAGCGUAGACGGCUUCAUUUAGGCACGCACGAGUAAAGAGGACAGGCCGUACAGGGGCUGUCUCUACGAUGACAGGAAGCGCAUUAGGCGGGCC
Aplosporella prunicola CBS 121167 is the source of this 777-nucleotide messenger RNA. RefSeq lists its product as uncharacterized. The record is from RefSeq and is a predicted model, not a curated record. NCBI's taxonomy places the organism in Eukaryota, Fungi, Ascomycota, Dothideomycetes, Botryosphaeriales, Aplosporellaceae. Bases 13 to 552 code for a protein of 179 amino acids. The transcript has 3 exons.